Messenger RNA from Vicugna pacos (alpaca), 4510 nucleotides. The record is from RefSeq and is a predicted model, not a curated record. NCBI's taxonomy places the organism in Eukaryota, Metazoa, Chordata, Mammalia, Artiodactyla, Camelidae.
AUCAUUAAGAACAUGGGAUGACGCUGACUAGCCUCUGUCCCUUGGGGUUGUACCUUUUCUAUCUCAUUUAAAUCAAAAGCAUCGUAGAAGAGGAAAGUAUCCCUAAUUUUCACAGACUCUAAGAAAUCACUAGAAAUAAUUAAGGAGAAAUAUGAGCUUUUCAUUUGUCUUUCGAAGGAAAGCUUUAGAAGGCCAUCAAGAAGGCAAAUCCUACGUUUUGGUCCUAGGUGAGUUUUGCCAAGAGUCCUAAGAGUUGAAUUCAGAAAGCCUGUGACAAACAACAGGAUGAAUUCCAGCGGUUCUGAUUUGGAUUUUCUUGAGAAAAGAUUUACUAGUGGAUGGCUGAAAUUUUUCUGGACUGUAUUCAUGAAAAGUUCUGAAGAUCUUCCUGAAAUCAUUCUAGUAUUGUCUUUGAUCUGUACAGUUGGAGCAUUUUUGAACCUACACUUGAAAGACUUUCCAGUUCCUCUCCCUGUGAUAUUAUUUUUAAUUGGAUGCAGUUUUGAAAUGUUAAGUUUUACAUCUGACCAGGUCCAACAAUUUGCAGACGCCAUACAAUGGAUAGAUCCACAUUUAUUUUUUAGUUUAUUUACACCAAUAAUUAUCUUUAAUGUUGCAUUUGACAUGGAUGUUUACAUGCUCCACAAGUUAUUUUGGCAGAUACUUUUAAUUACAAUUCCUGGAUUUUUUAUUAAUUAUAUCUUAAUUCUUUGGUAUCUGGCAUCUGUGAAUAAAUUACUUUUGAAAACCACCCAAUGGUUAUUAUUUUCAGCUAUCCUUAUGAGUUCAGAUCCCAUGCUGACUGCAGCUGCUAUAAGAGACCUUGGUCUUUCUAGAAGCCUUGUCAACUUAAUUAAUGGAGAAAGUCUGAUGACCGCUAUAAUGUCUUUAAUUUUGUUUGAUAGCAUUUUGGAUAUUAACUUCAGCAUGCAAAGAAAGACAAACUAUUCCUUAAACUAUAGCAUCAUGACUAAAAUUUGGUCAUAUUUUCUAGCAAGUUUCUUGUUUGGAAUUCUAAGCUCAAAACUGAUUCAACUGUGGAUGAGUACUGUUUUUGGUGAUGACGUCAAUCAUAUAAGUCUCAGCUUUUCAAUUCUGUACUUCAUCUUUUUUUUCUGUGAACUAGUUGGAAUGUCUGGAAUAUUUGCCCUUGCCAUUAUGGGCCUAUUUUUAAAUUCUACAAGUUUUAAAUCAGGAGUUGAAGCACCCCUUCUCGAGUUCUGGAAUUGUCUAUCAUUUGUUGCUUUUCUUAUGGUGUUUACUUUCGUUGGACUUCUAAUUCCUGCACAUACAUAUUUAUAUGUAUCAUUUUCUGAUGUGUAUUAUUCAUUAAAUGUCUACUUAACACUUAUGGUUUUCAGACUUCUGGUCUUUCUAUUAAUAAGCCCUCUUUUGUCCCGACUUGGUCAUGGUUUCAGCUGGCGCUGGGCAUUCAUAAUGGUCUGGAGUGAAAUGAAAGGGACUCCCAACAUAAACAUGGCCCUUCUGAUUGCCUACUCUGAAUCUUCUCUUGGAUCUGAGAGGGAAAAAUCUCAAAUAUUAUUUCAUGGAGUGUCAGUAUGCUUAAUUGGCAUGAUUAUCAAUAGAUUUAUUUUGCCAAUGGCAGUUAGUGAACUAGGUCUUCAUGAUGUCACAUCAACAAAAUAUAAAUCACUGUAUUAUACAUUUCAACAUUUUCAAGAGUUAACCAAAUCUGCAGCCUCGGCACUCAAAUUUGACAGAGAUCUUGCUAAUGCAGAUUGGAACAUAGUGGAGGAAGCAAUUAUACUUCAAAACCCAUAUGCGUUGAGCCAAGGAGAAACAGCAGAACAUCAAAAAGUGAGAUGUCUAGAAUGUAACAAGGAAAUAGAUGAGACCCUCAACAUUGAAGCAAUGGAGCUGGCCAACAGGCGUCUCUUGUCGGCACAAAUAGCGAGCUACCAGAGACAAUACAGGGAUGAGAUUCUGUCCCAGAGUGAAGUCCAGGUGCUGGUAGGUGCAGCAGGAAGCUUUGGUGAGAAGGGAGAAUAUAUUAAUGCUGAUACCAUAAAGAAUUAUUUUGAAAGCAAAAAAAUUCUUGUCUUUACUAGAAAAGUAUUGCUCAAUUGGGUGUAUAAUACAAAAAAGGAAAAAGGGAUACCAUCAAGACAUUGCUUUCUUCGUGGAUGCCAUAAAAUAGUAUUUGCUGAUGAAUUUGAGUACGUCGGAUACCUUGUAACACUAAUGAAUAUAUUUCCUAUUAUAAUUUCUUGGAUACCUGGGUUAAAUGUUAUCUAUGAGGAUGAAUUAAGACAUGCUAACUACUUUUUUCUUGCAUUUUAUAUUGUGGAGGCCUUACUUAAGGUAGCAGCAAUGAGGAAAGAGUAUUUUUUACAUGCCUGGAACCUAUUUGAGUUAACAGUUACAUUAGUUGGCAUCAUAGAUGUAAUGCUUAUUGAGACAAAUGCUACUAACUCAAGUUUUUAUUUGAUUCAAACUGUGGUUUUUAUAAAAAUUGUUCGAUUUCUUCGCAUUCUACGCAUUUUGAAGCUCGUGACACCAAAGUUGCUGCAAGUAAUAGACAAAAAUAUGAGUCAUCAGCUGUCCUUUAGGUAUGCUAUCCUAAAAGGGUAUGUCCAAGGCGAAGCAGACAUAAUGACUAUAAUUGAUAAGAUUGCAAGUUCUAAACAGAUUAAACAGAUGUUAUUAAGGAGGGUAACGAAGAACACGGGACGUGCUAUGAAAGAACUGGGCUACUUAGAAUACGAUCACCCAGAAAUCGCUGUCACUAUGAAAACAAAGGAAGAGAUCAACGUCAUGCUCAAUUUGGCCAGAGAAAUUAUUAAAGUCUUCAGGUUAAAAGGAAUUCUUCAUAAAAUUGAAGGUUCUGAAAUUAAUAAGUUAAUAACAGCCAGAAAAAGAGAGAUACUUGAUCUUCAACCUAUAUACAAACCGAUUACUGUUGAUGAGGUACUUCAUCAUGUUCCAUGGCUAGAUAAAGACGAAGACUACAUAAGCUUUAUUCAGGAAAGAGCCAGAAUUGUAACAUAUGACUGUGGAAAUAAUAUAUUUGAAGAAGAUGAUGAGCCCCAAGGAAUUUAUAUAAUUAUUUCAGGCAUGGUGAAGCUUCAAAGGUCAAAGCCAGGUUUGGGAAUUGACCAAAUAAUCUGGGAGUCAGAGGAGAAAGAUUACCAGAUAACUUACACAGAUUUUGUGAUCAGUGGGGCAAUAAUAGGAGAGCUAAACUGCUUGACUAAUGAACCCAUGAAAUAUUCUGCCACCUGCAAAACUGUAGUGGAGACAUGUUUUAUUGCCAAAAAUCACUUGUAUGAAGCUUUUGAACAACUCUGUCCUCACAUUGAAUAUAAAAUGUGGCUAAAAAUUGGACUUUCUAUUACUGCCAAAAAAAUCAGAGAGCAUUUAUCUUAUGAGGAUUGGAAUUACAAGAUGCAGUUAAAACUCCAUAACAUUUAUGUAAGAGAUAUACCAAAGUGCACCAAAACUGAUAUCUACGAUGAAACUGUAAUUUAUGUCAUCCUCAUCCACGGAGCUGUAGAAGAUUGUCAGUUACGAAAAACUUAUAAGGCUCCUUUCUUAAUUCCUAUAACAUGCCAUCAGAUACAAGGCACUGAAGAUUUCACAAAGGUAAUGAUUGUUCAAACUUCAAUUGAUGUGAAAAGAUUCAGAUGGAAGACUAGAAAAGAUAUACCGUCACAAAAACCAUCUCGUUCAACAACCUCAGCUGCAGGCAGAACAGAUGACGAACGCUCUCAGGAUGAAAUAAGCACUCAGAAUCAACAGCUCAGAGAAUCAAUUGAUAUUACCAAGGAGGAGAUGAACAUCUAUGAAAACCUCCAGAAUAAACAUGAAUGAAAGUCUGGUAAGCUGCCUCAGUUUCCCCGACAUGAUCAGGAGCACGCCUGUCCCUGGAGAUGCAGACUGAAGCCAGAAGUUUCUUUGUCCUUUGUGUGAUAGCGUGCAUUAUCCCACUUUCCACGAGCCAGCUGAUCCUUCUAAUGACACUAGUUCUAAACUCUAAUUUGGAGACUUAACUUUAGAAUAAGAUUCCUUUAUCUAGAUUUCUGAAAACUUUAUACUCUCAUGGUUUUUUCUCCAUAUUCUGUUACUUAAUCUCGAAUGCAACACUGAUUGCUCCUAAUUCGGCAAGUCAUUUUUCAGGCUGCCGUGUACUGUGAAAGAUAGAAACAGGCCACAAGCUAUGACUUCAUUUUCAAGAGCGUAUGUUCUGCUUAAGGAGACAAAACAUACCAGAAGGCAAUUAAAUAAGAAUACAAGAUAUACUAUGAAUAGUGCCAACUGAAGCUAAAUGAAUUUAAAAGAGAAACAGGUAGCGACUGAGCAUCAACAAAGACUUUGUAGAGAAAGGAAGCAGAUGUUCAGAACAGAAGACACAAGAGAGUGAGACUUUUGAGGAACAAUGACUAGACCGGUCUGGCUAUCGGCUAUUCAAAAUGUGGUGUCUAUGGGGAAAUAUUUGUGUAUAUAAGUGCUUUAUAUGGCUCUAUAUUACAUUAAACAUAUCCCUGGGUUU